Ahaetulla prasina is the source of this 2429-nucleotide messenger RNA. It is a transcript of the gene ZNF326, whose product is annotated as zinc finger protein 326. Gene Ontology annotation, molecular function: DNA binding. Gene Ontology annotation, biological process: regulation of DNA-templated transcription elongation. Gene Ontology annotation, cellular component: nucleus; DBIRD complex. Bases 142 to 1923 code for a protein of 593 amino acids. NCBI's taxonomy places the organism in Eukaryota, Metazoa, Chordata, Lepidosauria, Squamata, Colubridae. The record is from RefSeq and is a predicted model, not a curated record. The transcript is spliced from 13 exons.
CGUAGCCAAUAAGCGUGCUCAGAAGCCGUGCGUCCUACGUCGCUGGAACGGAAGCUACGUCACAGGGAGCUUGCGAGCGCCGCGCGGAGAGGGACGUUACUUCUAAACCGCGCCUAGAAACCCCCGAGGGCCGUCGCCGCCAUGGAUUACGGGGAAGAAAUGGAUCGUGACUAUGGGCAUGGUGCCUAUAGUGGCCCAAGAGCAAUGGACUCUUAUAUGAAUCAAUCAUAUGGAAUGGAAAGCCAUGGAGGUGGCGGUGGAGGAGGAGGUGGCGCUGCCAGGUUUGGACCUUAUGAGUCUUAUGACUCCGGGUCUUCUCUGGGUGGGCGAGAUCUGUACAGAUCUGGCUAUGGUUAUAAUGAACCCGAACAAAGCCGCUUCGGAGGUAGUUAUGGUGGUCGAUUUGACAGCAACUACCGGAAUAGCCUUGACUCUUUCGGAGGUAGAAACCAGGGCGGGUCUAGCUGGGAAGCACCUUACUCACGCUCAAAGUUGAGGCCUGGGUUUAUGGAGGACAGAGGAAGAGAGACUUACUCUUCCUACAGCAGUUUUUCUUCACCCCAUAUGAAGCCUGCACCUGUAGGCUCUCGGGGGAGAGGAACGCCUGCUUAUCCUGACAGUGGAUUUGGAAGCAGAAACUAUGAUGCUUUUGGAGGACCAUCAACAGGCAGAGGCCGUGGCCGAGGAUAUAUGGGAGACUUUGGAGGCAUGCAUAGACCUGGAAUUGUGGUAGACUAUCAUAACAAACCCAGUUCUGCAGCAGUAGCUGCACGAGGAAUAAAGAGAAAAAUGAUACAGCAGCCGUAUAAUAAACCAGGUGGGACAUUUAUCAAGAAACCCAAACUGACAAAACCUAAUGUGAAGAUGAACCAAAACAAACCUAACCCAAGGACGCCAAGCAAAAAAACUACUGCAGAGGAUAAUGAAGCUGAAGUUUGUGACACAAUUACGGAUGAAGACUUUACAAAAGAUGCCUAUGAUGGCAUUGAUCAGGCAUUUGAAGAUUUCUGUGACAACACCCCCACUGUCUUUACAAAUGCAGAAGAGCUUCUAAUACAGGAAGAAGCAACUUCCUCUGAACAAGGGAUAAACGAAAACAAGAAGAGACACCGGAGGCAAAGAUGGAGUAGAGCACGAAUUUUAGGCGUCAAGCCAGAAGUAAAAAAUGAAGAGGAAGAAAAACGUCGAAUUGAGGCACGAAGAGAGAAACAAAGGCGUAGGAGGGAGAAAAAUAGUGAAAAGUAUGGUGAUGGUUACAGAAUGGCAUUCACCUGCUCAUUCUGUAAAUUUCGAACCUUUGAAGAGAAAGACAUUGAAGCUCAUCUUGAAAGUGCUGUUCACCAGGAGACUUUAGAUCACAUUCAGAAACAGACCAAAUUUGACAAAGUUGUGAUGGAGUUUCUGCAUGAGUGCAUGGUGAAUAAAUUUAAGAAGACUGCUAUGCGUAAACAGCAGACUACAAGCCAAAUGGAAGCUGCUCAGAUUACUGAAAAAGAUGUAAUGGAAGGUGUUACGCCUGAUGAUCAUAUGAUGAAAGUUGAGACUGUCCUUUGCUCUGCAUGCAGUGUCUAUGUUCCUGCACUACACAGUUCUGUUCAGCAGCAUUUGAAGUCUCCAGAACAUGCAAAAGGAAAACAGACUUACAAAGAACAAAUUAAAAGAGAGAGUGUCCUAACUGCUACCAGUAUUUUGAAUAACCCCAUAGUGAAGGCACGGUAUGAACGUUAUGUCAAGGGUGAAAAUCCAUUUGAAGUCACUGAUCAAAGUGCAGAACAGCAGGCAGAAGAAGAAGAAGACAAGGCAAAUGAACCUGCAGAAGAGGAGGAAGAAGAGGAGGCAGAAGGGGAAGAAGAGGAGGAAGAAGCAGAAGAAGAAGCAGAAGAACAGACCGACUUCACUCUUGACCAAACAGAAGAUAAUUAAAUGCAAAACAUUUGCACAAGCAGAGGGAAGUCCUACUUUUACUUUUCUGUUCAUAUGGCUCAUUGUAAAAUGUAUUAGCAAUUACAACAAAACUAUUGUUAUCCUCAACCCUCUGCAUGUACGUCAUUUGAAGAAGUCGCUCUGUAAUCUACUUCCACUUUUGCUUAAAAAUGGAAGUAAACCCAUCUUUAGUAGAACCUUUCUAGUGAUCUCGCUGUUAGAACUUCCUAUAUUGCGUAUCUUGUGAACAUUGGAUUUUUUUCCUUGAUGUUAAGAUUUGGAUACAAAUAAAAAAAGUAGUAAGUUUAAAUCAUUUCACCACAACACGUUUUAACUAAAUGCAGGGUAAAUAGUUCUAGAAGCCUACUAAAUAUAGAAUUAUGUUGUGAGUGUGCCUGUCUCCUGGACUGUAUCACUCAUUGUAAAGUACAUGUUAUGACUUGUAGUUUUAUGUGUGUAUGUGGUGAAAUCUUCUUGUUUGUAACAAUAAAAUGUUUUAGAAACCA